CCGCCAGAUCCUUCUAGGGUACCAACAUCUUGCGAGUCAGGUUAAAUAUUGCAUAUCAAAAUUAUUUUUAGAAAUUAUAUUGUUAGAUAAAUAUAACAUCAAUACUAAUACUGAUUAUUGUUAAUAAAUUUUAAAGCCCCGUCGACGAGAAGAAAAGGUCGUGGCCCUGCUAGUAAUAAUGUUCUUGAAGAACGAAGGAAAAAAGCUGGGAAACCAUUGGAUCUAGAGCUUGAUCCUGUGACCAACAAAGUGGUUGGGCAGGAGGAUCAAGCUUUUAUUCGCAUGUUGGGAACUCUAGUUUCCAUGUUGUGUCCGGGGCAUUAUUUGGAUUUUGCCGAUGCACCUCAACAGUUUAAGGAUCAAGUGCUUGAUCGUAUGAGGUAUUACUAUAAUAUAGACGGUCAUCCACAACGUGAGUCAGUUCUGGCAACUCUCAACAAGGAGAUGGGGGAAAGAUAUCGCGAGAGAAAGAACUAUAGACAUAGACACUUCAAAAGUCAUUAUGCUGGACCAGAAGAUUUGGAGAAUGUCCUCUCUAAGCCACCUGACCAUUGCACUAAGGAGGCUUGGCAGCUUAUUUGUGAAAUGUUUUUGAGCGAAAUAUUUUUGGCUCGUUCCGCUAAAAAUCAAGCAAACAGAAGACAAAUGAAGUAUGUAACAACACAAGGCACAAAGUCGUUGGCAGCUAAGCGUCACGAAUAUGUAAGUGAAGAUGUUAAUUUAAUUUUAUAAAAUAACACAUUCUGAAACAUUUUGU
This is a messenger RNA of Humulus lupulus (European hop), 757 nucleotides long. RefSeq lists its product as uncharacterized. The record is from RefSeq and is a predicted model, not a curated record. Lineage: Eukaryota; Viridiplantae; Streptophyta; Magnoliopsida; Rosales; Cannabaceae. Bases 283 to 732 code for a protein of 149 amino acids. The transcript has 2 exons.